GGCCAGCAGGUGGAGUAAAUCUGAAUUUGGAUAGAAGGACGCGCAUGCGCACUUACUAUUAUGGUUUCACAAACAUGUCUGCCUCCUGUCUGACAGCAGUUAGGGCAUCUCUCUCAGGUUCGCACGGCGCUUCCUGCCGGUGGUUCCUCCGGUGGCGGCCUCUGACCUCCACGGCGUGCCACCGUUCGCGGCUUCACGUCUCCUCCGCCGCCGGGCUGUCCAGCUCCAGAACCGAGCCGACGCAGAGCUCCGAGGCGGCCGACCCGGCUGCAGGGAGACCCGGGCAGGACGAGCCGGAGGGACCCGAGUACAUCCCCAGGAGGAAGGCCAAGAACCCCAUGAUGAAGAUAGGCUACGCUUGGAUGCUGGGACUCCCCGCGGGAAUAAUCGGCUUCAUUCUGGCCAAGAGACAAGUGGACAAGAACCGGCUGAAGCAGCUGAAGAUCAGGCAGAGGAUGAAACAAUCCAAUGAGGGCGACUAUGAGGGCAGUCGGUAUCGCCAGCACACUAAACUGGACCAGUGACCCAUCAGUUCAUCCGUAUCCCAUCCCCGAGCUACAUGUAAAUAAUAACUAUUGCCUGGUGUAAGGACAUGAAUCACAAGACGCCUCAGAUAGGAAACAAUUUAUUUUAUAUGACAAUGAAAACCGAUUGUUUUCUGUAAUAAAAAUCUGUUACCUAACAACAGCUAGAUGGGCUUUACAUGCUCAAUGCUUGACACUGUUGCUUUAAUAAAAUCAUUACGUGCAA
This is a messenger RNA of Fundulus heteroclitus (mummichog), 750 nucleotides long. RefSeq names its product DUF4748 domain-containing protein. Lineage: Eukaryota; Metazoa; Chordata; Actinopteri; Cyprinodontiformes; Fundulidae. The record is from RefSeq and is a predicted model, not a curated record. Bases 45 to 524 code for a protein of 159 amino acids. The transcript has 3 exons.